This is a messenger RNA of Oryza sativa Japonica Group (Japanese rice), 1389 nucleotides long. Its product is annotated as senescence-specific cysteine protease SAG39. Lineage: Eukaryota; Viridiplantae; Streptophyta; Magnoliopsida; Poales; Poaceae. Gene Ontology annotation, molecular function: cysteine-type endopeptidase activity. Gene Ontology annotation, cellular component: lysosome. The record is from RefSeq and is a predicted model, not a curated record.
AGUUCCAAUUCACCAAACCAAAAGCAGAGUUCACAGAAGCAGCAGCAGAGCAGCAACCAACAGCAGCUGGAUCACAGGUCACAAAGCCUGAUCGACCAUGGCCAUGGCCAAGGCUCUGCUCUUCGCCAUCCUCGGCUGCCUCUGCCUCUGCAGCGCUGUUCUAGCAGCUCGUGAGCUGAGCGAUGACGCGGCCAUGGCGGCGAGGCACGAGAGGUGGAUGGCGCAGUACGGGCGCGUGUACAGGGACGAUGCCGAGAAGGCCCGCCGGUUCGAGGUGUUCAAGGCCAAUGUCGCCUUCAUCGAGUCGUUCAAUGCUGGUAACCACAAUUUCUGGCUUGGUGUGAACCAGUUCGCCGACCUCACCAAUGACGAGUUCAGGUGGAUGAAGACCAACAAGGGAUUCAUUCCUAGCACGACUAGGGUUCCUACUGGAUUCAGGUAUGAGAAUGUUAACAUUGAUGCGCUGCCGGCGACCGUGGACUGGAGAACCAAGGGCGCGGUCACUCCCAUCAAGGAUCAAGGCCAAUGUGGUUGUUGUUGGGCGUUUUCGGCCGUGGCAGCCAUGGAAGGUAUUGUCAAGCUGAGCACGGGCAAACUUAUCUCACUCUCUGAACAAGAGCUUGUUGACUGUGAUGUCCAUGGUGAGGACCAGGGCUGCGAAGGUGGGCUCAUGGAUGACGCCUUCAAAUUCAUCAUCAAGAAUGGCGGCCUCACCACCGAGUCUAACUACCCAUACGCAGCAGCAGACGACAAGUGCAAGAGUGUAUCCAACAGCGUCGCAUCGAUCAAGGGCUAUGAGGAUGUGCCAGCCAACAAUGAGGCUGCCCUUAUGAAGGCGGUGGCUAACCAACCUGUGUCUGUGGCUGUCGAUGGAGGCGACAUGACAUUCCAGUUCUACAAAGGUGGUGUGAUGACCGGCUCAUGUGGCACUGACUUGGACCAUGGUAUUGUGGCCAUUGGCUAUGGCAAGGCUAGUGAUGGUACCAAGUAUUGGUUGCUGAAGAACUCCUGGGGCACGACUUGGGGUGAGAAUGGUUUCUUGAGGAUGGAGAAGGACAUUUCUGACAAAAGGGGCAUGUGUGGCCUCGCCAUGGAGCCUUCCUACCCUACUGCAUAGGGAAAGCUCAAGUGUGAUGUGGAUGAUGUAUAGGGAUUGAUGAAUAAUGUGUUGCUGUGGUUCAUACUUUGUUUGUUCAAAAGAUAUAAUUUAUAAUGCACUUAUCUACGAGAUGCAUGGAUAACAUGUGUUGGAUCUGAUAAAAUAGGUCAAGUAUAUAUUGUCCAUGAGCAAGUGAGCCUUUGCUACAAUUAAUUAAGAUGGCUGGUAAGGUUAUAAGUAGAACAAAUAACAUGUACUGUCAUAAUUUAUAAUUCAAAUUGUUGAAAUCA